This is a messenger RNA of Acaromyces ingoldii, 3638 nucleotides long. RefSeq lists its product as hypothetical. The record is from RefSeq and is a predicted model, not a curated record. Lineage: Eukaryota; Fungi; Basidiomycota; Exobasidiomycetes; Exobasidiales; Cryptobasidiaceae. The transcript has 3 exons. The coding region runs from base 163 to 3555 and encodes 1130 amino acids.
CGUAAAAUAAAAACAAAGGGUGUAAUUUCAAGUGCAGCUGAGCCGCUUGGACCCCUCCGACAACCUUCUUCGACGACGACCGGCGGCGAUGUCGUGAUCACGACCGCGAACACUCAGGAGCACAAGAGCAGACUCGAGGAGAAGAAGGAAACUCUUGCCAGGAUGAGCCUCCGCAGCUCGCCCGUCAGGGUGCACGGAAAGAAGGACACGGAGCCAGAAUAUGGGAGGCCGCUCAGCAUCAUCGAGAGCGUGGCCAGCGGAGAAGAGGGGGCGAGUGACGAGGAGCGCGGAGCAGACGAGGGAGAGCACGGACACUAUGCCAUCACCUCUGGCACGAUGACACCACCACAUCCAUCGCCCUCGCCAGAACCGAUGGACCAGGCGGCUGCCUCAUCGUCGACCGACUCGCAAGUGUCGAGCCUGUCUGACAAGUCGACGCUCGAGGGCCACAUCCAGUCGCUCUUCACCAAGUUUGUCCCUGCCUCGUCGUCUGAUUCGCAGGGCGAGCGCUGUGUCCUGUGCAGAGAUCUGCCGAGCCUGUUGGACGAGUACGAGAGACAGCGCGGGUCACGCCUGGUCAGCGACCGGCUUCGCGAGGAGCUGACCCAGCAGGUCUCGCAGAGCCCAGACGUCGAGAUCAGCGCCAGCACGCUGCUCCAGCUCAUUGGCGCCCUUCAGGCUGCGCAGCCAGAGAGCGACGGAGAGGAGGGGGACUCUGUCGCCUUGCGCAGGGCCGCUGCCGCCACUGCUGCUGCUGCUGCUGCGGCUGCCGCUUACACGGCCACUACCACAUCCGGUUCAGGGGGCGAAGACAGCUCGUUUUCGUCGCAGGACGACUCGAGCGUCUCGUCAUCCAACGAGGAAGAGUACGAAGACGACAGCUUCGAGCGCAUUGGAGAGGACGACUACCAACGAUCAAGCUCACGGGAUAGAAAACAGAGCACGCCUACCGUUGGGGGCCGACGACCGCUGCACUUGGACGACGAUGGCAGGCCCCGCGCCUUUCCUCGGUCACAGAGCGAGAGGGCCGGACUCGGCCAGGGGGCAGGCGUCAGCACAGGCACAGAAGAUGGAAAUGGACAAGGUCAGGGCGAGAGACAGGAGCGCGACGAAGAAGACCAGCUCACCCCAGGGCCAUCGGCGUGGUCCUCGAUGCGAGCGACGCCCCGAAAGAAGACAACAUCGGACCCCUCCGACUCGCCUUACACCUCCCGCCGUGUCUCGGCACCGGCCUCGGCCCCAGCUGGGCCCUCGAAGCGGGCGAAGGGCGACAAGCGUCACGAGAGGCGCAAGAGCAUCGAUCCAGAGAACAGAGAGGUGCUUCGAGGCAAGGGCAAACUGCAGGCGCCCCCAAGCGCAUGGAGCCGACCCAAGCCACAGGCACUGGCGAACCGAGAGAAGGAGAGGGAGCGAGAGAGACAGAGAAAGCUGAGCGACGCGUCGAGCCUGGGAAGCCCCGACCACCCGCAGAACAGCCCGCUGGUCGACCGCGAUUACGACGGCCACGCUGCGCUCGGCCUGGGCCGUCCUCCUCCCCCGGGUGGCGCACGGCAGCGCCUCUCCUCGCAGCCGACCAUGUCCGUUGCGCGCGAGGAACUCGCUGCAACGCCGCCGAGCCUGCCCCGAAGCUCGAGCUCGAGCUCCACUGGCUUUGCCUUUCCCCGCGCCACGAGUCCGCCGUGGGGCGACUCGCACGAGGCAAGGGCCAACGAGCGGUGGGAUGCGUUGCUCGACGACAUCGAGACGCCGGGCGCGUCCAAGCUGCCCGCGAGUGCCAGCGCAGGCAGUUCCUACUUUGAGAGCGCCAGGAGCUCCUCGAGCCGUGCUGCCAGCCCGGGUAUCGAUGAGAGCAGCAUCGGCAACUUUAGCAGCUUUGGCAUCCUCGCCGGUGCAGGAGCAGCAGGCCCGCAGUCGCCCCGUCGAUCGAGCAGCCGCGCGAGUGGGCGCCGCUAUCGCUUCGAUUCCGACGAAGCCGACGAGACAAUGAGGCAGGCAGACGACGACGAUCUCCAGUCGCAGCUCGAGGCGCUGCAGCGGACGCUCAACGAGCGCGAACGGGCGCACAACGAGGUGCAGGAAGAGCACGAGGCCAUCAUCUCUUCGCUGCAAAACGAAAUCGAGGUGCUCAAGGACCAGAAUGCGGUCAUGAAGCGAGAGGAAAAGGAGGCAAGUGCGCGCGAGACGGGCCAGACAGACCUGAUCAACAAUCUCGAGAACGACCUGUCGAGGGAGCAGAAGCUGCACGAGAUCCUAAAGGGGCAGCACAACAGGCUCAAGGUCCAAUUGGAUGACCAGAAGAACGAAUCAAAGAAGCUGCGCGAGGCCGCAAGCGCAGACAAGCAGACGAUGGAGAAGCUCGAGGGUGCCCAGGUCGGGUUCGUCGCAACGAAUCAGAGACUGGCCGACGAGAUCAGCAAGAAGCAAGCAAGGAUCGAGGAGCUUCAGGCAAAGGUCACUCUUCUCGAGACUCAAAAGGCGGAAAUGGAGGAGAUGGAGACGACCAACGCUGCGCUGCGCGAAAAGAUUGAGAGGCUGACGGCAGAGCUGGAGAUGAGGGGGACAAGCGAGAUUAUCAACCGGGGCGACUUUGAUCAGUCGAGCAAGGCGACACCAUCUAGGACACUGGGAGCAGAGAUGCAGCGUCUGCUGGACAAUGCCCAGGCGGGCGAAGAUGACGGCGGCGACGAAGACGGAGAAGCGAGCAUGGACAGCAUGAUCGAGACAACCGUCACCCGCAGGCGCGUGCGGAGUUCAAAGUCGAAGCGCGCAGACGGCCAGGCGGGCGAUGGAGAAGCCGAAAGCUCUGGGCGCAUCGCAGAGGAACACGCACUGCCGACGUACGACGAGGCGGCGCUGGAGAAGAACAUCGUUACCCGGCUGCACCCUAGCUGCAGCGCGGAGGAGCGCGCGUCUUCGCAUCUUGUCGAAGGCGAUGGCCACCGCUUGGUAGAUGGCUUCGUCGAACUCUUCGUCGGCGGCCAAGCCAUGUCGCCGAGCUAUCAUUACGAGAUGCUCAAGCGCUCGCUCGGGAUCAGGUGCCAAUCGCUCGAGACUCGCAUCGAGGAGCACAAGAAGGCUCUCAAUGCACGCGUGUCUACGGAGACGGCUCACACUCGCCGAAGAUCGCUUUCGACAAUUGCCCGUUCAAGUCUCAUUCAAGGAGUGCGACCGCUGGCAAGUCAGGCGAGGGACUUGGUCCCUGGUGCCGUCCGGUCCCGCGUCUACAAUUACGUCUCUGCGGCAAAGAAUAGCAUCCUUUCCAAGGACAAAGCCGAAGAGUCGGCUCGCCGGCUGUUGCUCCUCUGCAGCAUGCUCAUCUUCUUCGUUGGCCUCUUUCUGGGUGUCUGGUGGAAGCCCAGGACCCGACUGCUCCUCAAUGACGAGGACCCGUUCGAGUGGCGGCUGUCAAACUCGCUCGGACUUGGGUUGGGCGGCGGUUACCUCGACUACCGCGACGCCUAUGUCGACGAAGGCUUCUUUGCUUGGAUCGCCAGUCGAAUCUUGCGGCUCAAAUCAUUCUCGCUCGACGUACGUCCGCGGCUGGUGCCUACUUGACUUGUACACGAAAGACAAUAUAUGGUUGCUUGUACUCUAGAGAUGCCCACAAAUGCAGGGCUGCAUGUAAUGUACAGUGUAUG